Hippopotamus amphibius kiboko is the source of this 1687-nucleotide messenger RNA. RefSeq names its product lymphatic vessel endothelial hyaluronan receptor 1 (gene LYVE1). The transcript is spliced from 6 exons. The coding region runs from base 146 to 1111 and encodes 321 amino acids. Gene Ontology annotation, molecular function: transmembrane signaling receptor activity; hyaluronic acid binding. The record is from RefSeq and is a predicted model, not a curated record. Gene Ontology annotation, cellular component: plasma membrane. NCBI's taxonomy places the organism in Eukaryota, Metazoa, Chordata, Mammalia, Artiodactyla, Hippopotamidae. Gene Ontology annotation, biological process: cell adhesion.
GAAAUCCGGAUGUCUCGGUUAUGAAGCGGAGCCGUGGGGGCCCCCACUUAUUUCCAGAAGUCUCCAUCCAGACUGGUGAUUGUCAGCCUCUGACACUGCUGCUGCCCAUCUGAGGUGCUUCUCUGGCUCUGAAGGGGCUGGCGCAAUGGCCAAGUACUUCAGCCUGGUGCUGCUUCUUGCCUCCAUCUGGACCACAAGACCCUUGGUCCAAGGCUCUCUCCGCAGAGAAGAGCUUUCCUCAGAACGAUGCAGAAUCAUGGGGGUCACCCUUGUGAGCAAAAAGACACAAGCGCAGCUGAAUUUCACAGAAGCCCAGGAGGCCUGUAGGGUUCUGGGACUAACUUUGGCCAGCAAAGACCAGGUUGAAGCAGCGCGGAAAGUUGGCUUUGAGACGUGCAGCUACGGAUGGGUUGAAAAUCGGUUCGUGGUCAUUCCUCGGAUUAUCCAGAACCCCAAGUGUGGGAAGAACGGGGUGGGUGUCCUGAUUUGGCGAAAUUCACUCAGCCAGAAGCACAGGGCCUAUUGUCACAACUCAUCUGAUAUUUGGGUUAACUCAUGCACUCCAGAAAUUAUCACCACCGAUGAUCCCAUAUUCAACACCGAAACUGCAGCGUACACAACAGAAAUGAUUGUCCACAGCAGUACAUACUCAGCGUCGUCUCCUGCUGGACCUGACUUUACUACACACACUGUGACUCCUGCUCCAGCUUCCACUUCUACUCCGCGGAAAAGAAAAUUAAUUUGCGUAACGGAAGAUUUUAUGGAAAUUAGCACCAUAUCUGCAGAAACUGAAUCAUAUAUUGAAGAUAGAGUGGUAUUUAAGACUGAAGCUGUUGGAUUUGGAGGCGUUCCCACCACCCUGCUGGUGCUCGCGCUCCUCUUCUUUGCUGCUGCCGCUGGCCUCGCGGUUUGCUACGUCAAAAGGUAUGUGAAGGCCUUCCCUUUCACAGACAAGAACCAGCAGAAGGAAAUGAUUGAAACUAAAGUAGUGAAGGAGGAGAAGGCCAGUGACAGCAACCCUAAUGAGGAAUCAAAGAAAAUGGAUAAAAAACCAGAGGAACCCAAGAGUCCACCCAAAACCACAGUGCGAUGCCUGGAAGCUGAAGUUUAGAUGAGAAAGAAAUAGAAGGACACAGCUGAGGCUGAUUUCCUUCCUGAUACACAUCCUGGUCACAGAUGGGGAGCCUAAAAGGGCCAAAGAACCAAACAAAUAUAUCCACCCUUGGUUCCUAACUAGAGUCAGCUCAGGGCUACCUCUGGACUCUGGAGUCAAUCUAAGGGAAUUCCCUUUUUCUUAUUGCAGUCCUUUCUGGAUCCUACCCUCCCACAGUCUUUCUAGCCUGGUUAUAUCCUAAUAAUAUGCCAGUGGGAGAAAGGAGCUUUUGCAAAGAAUCAGGACCUAAAACAGCUAACCAGAACAUGGUUGUUAAGAGGCCUUCAGGCUGCCUCGGAAUAGGGGAGCUGAGAGCCAGGCAACCAUUGAGAUCAAGGCUUUGUCUGUUGAUUGACCCUACAGCCCAGAUCCUGUCUUCAGCUCUGGAAAGAAAACACUUAUGCCACCUGGCAUGUCCUUCUGAGCCAGGUAAGAGUAAAAGAAGGAAGGAAAUGUUUAGCUACUGAAGGAUAUGGAGAUUCCCGUAACUUGAGACCUAAUCUCUAUAAAACCAAAAUAAAUAGAGAAAAAGAA